Megalopta genalis is the source of this 10190-nucleotide messenger RNA. It is a transcript of the gene RhoGAPp190, whose product is annotated as Rho GTPase-activating protein 190. Gene Ontology annotation, cellular component: cytosol. Gene Ontology annotation, molecular function: GTPase activity; GTP binding; GTPase activator activity. Gene Ontology annotation, biological process: Rho protein signal transduction; regulation of axonogenesis; regulation of cell size. NCBI's taxonomy places the organism in Eukaryota, Metazoa, Arthropoda, Insecta, Hymenoptera, Halictidae. The record is from RefSeq and is a predicted model, not a curated record.
CUCGUCGAAACGAAAGUUUAUGUACUGGUAGCAUAGCCUUUCGAUGUCUCUCUGUCGGGAAGAAUUUCCGUGAUCUGUUUCGUCGAUUCCCACGGCCGGACGGAUUUCCGAUAAAUUAUUUCACGAAUUCGUGCUUGUAUCGUGCGGGCAUUCGUCUCUCGAUCCCCGGGACACUAUCGUUCGUGUCAAAAUUGACCGCGGUUGUGUACAAUGCAUAUUGAUCUAUUCGUAGCUGUCAUUUCUACAUCGAACAAUUUCUGUUUCUGCCGCACAGAUUUGUGAAUUCCAUGUCCACUUUAACAUUACGAUGACGUUAUCCUCGAUCGUCCCGAUGUCAAAUGAAAUUCUAAAAGGAUUCGCUGAAUCUACGUCGUCAUAGAACCGUGUUCUCUUGGUCGCUAGAAAAUACGCAGUGCCAUUCCAAAGAACCAUUGCUCACAGCUGUGCUAAACUAUACAUGUUAUGCAUACUACAAGAUACGAAGUUUCUACAUCUGAGAUAUGUUAUUAACUUUUAGUAGUGUAUAACUGUUACUCCCAUUGUCACAGUAAUUCUAGACAAAAGAAGCUCAAAUGAGAUUCCAACGAGUAACAUUGCAUAGUAAUUAUUUAUAUAUAAAUUGGAGCAUACUAUGCAGAUUUGAAGUAUGAUACUCGAGUGUUAUGAGAAAAGGAGGAACAUAGCAUGAGAAAGCAUAUUAUUGAAAAUGUUACCAAAGGGAGAUAAUGCUGGUUUUCAUACGAACUUUUAGAUCUGACAUAAUGACCAAAGGAACAGAGAAAGAUUUUUAAUAGUUACAAAGAUACGCGAGGCAAGAGAAACUAUUAAUAGUGGUACUUAAAAAUGUCCUGAGGAAAAAUUGAAGGGAGAAAGAUUUUUAUUUUCACAUUUAUUAAUCUUGUAAGCGAUCUAUUCGUGUUAAGCUUUAAACCAACAAAAUGGCGAGAAAGAGUGAUAAUAUCAAGACUAUCAAUGUCGCUAUUGUUGGUCUUUCUGGUACCGAGAAGGACAAGGGACAGAUCGGUGUUGGUAAAUCGUGUCUCUGUAAUCGUUUCAUGCGUUCCUUGAACGAUGAUUAUAAUGUGGACCAUAUAUCAGUGUUAUCACAGUCGGAUUUUAGUGGUCGCGUGGUAAACAAUGACCAUUUCUUGUACUGGGGUGAAGUAAUGAAAACAUCAGAGGACGGAUCCGAAUAUCAAUUUCAAGUAAUAGAGCAUACCGAGUUUAUAGACGAUGCAUCAUUUCAGCCCUUUAAGGGUGGCAAAAUGGAGCCCUACGCGAAAAGAUGCGCGGCCACCAAACUUACCAGUGCAGAGAAGCUUAUGUACAUUUGCAAAAAUCAAUUAGGUAUAGAGAAAGAGUACGAGCAGAAGGUUUUACCGGAUGGUAAAUUAAAUAUCGAUGGUUUUUUGUGUGUAUUCGAUGUAAGCGUUGUGCCGAAUAGAGCCGUAGAGAAGCAAGUCGAGAUCGUGGCGAACAUACUGAACAGUUUGAUGAAAACCAAAAAGCCUAUCGUUUUGGUGACAACUAAAAAUGAUGAUGCUAAUGAGCAGUAUGUGAAAGAGGCGGAGAAGUUGGUGAUGCGUAAAGAGUACAAGAGUUCCAUUUUAAUAGUCGAAACCUCUGCGCACGAAAAUAUUAAUAUCGAUUUAGCUUUUAUCGUUUUGGCGCAAUUAAUUGAUAAAACCAAAACGCGCAGCAAGGUGACAGCUUUCGCUGAAGCGGCCAGAGCUAGGAAGGAACUUCUAGAUGCUUCCACGGAAUCAUUGCAGAGAUUGAUUCGAAUACAUGUCACUGAUUAUAGAUCAUUGUGGUCUCAAGCGUCCAAGAAACUAGCGCAGCACAAAGAAUUCACCGCAUUUGUGGAAUUAUUUGGUAUUGACGCAACUCAAAGAUUGUUCAGGAGACAUAUUAAGAAAUUGAAGGAUGAGCAAGUGGCAAAGAAAAUCCAGGGAUACUUGGAUAUGUUGCCCGACACUCUGCAUGAAAUAUGCCCUGAUGUAACAAACUUGAUCAACGAAGAAUGGUCUGCGGUACAACAAUACAUAAAAGAACAUCCCGAUUUCCAUCAAUAUUUCUACGAAUGUCCCGAAGAUAUCCCAUGGAUUGAUUGUGAUUUUGGUGAGAAUAAUGGUAGCAAGAUUCCUUACGACGUUUUGGAAACUCCAGAAGCCGAAACAGUCUUUAAGAAUCAUAUAAAUGUUCUGCAACAAGAACAACGACGAUUAGAACUUCCGAAAAGAUGGAAAAAGCAGUUUAAACAACUGUUGGAAGAAACUGGGUAUGUUACGCCAGGAAAACAUCUGUCCGAGGUCAGAGUACUUUUUAUGGGUAGGGAAUGCUUUGAAGCUCUUUCUCAUCAUGAUUGUCAAGAAAUAUACGACCAGCAUCAAAAAGAAAUCGUCGAAAAAGCGAAGCACAAUUUUCAAGAAUUAUUACUAGAACACGCAGACCUGUUCUAUCAUUUUAAGAGUAUAGCUCCAUCCGGCACAAUAACGCAAGACGACAUCAAAGAGAUAACGGAUGCGUUGGUGGACGAUUUUAGGUAUAAAGCUUUAGAUAGAUUGGAUCAAGAUAGAAAAUUAAUGCUUUUCCAACACCUGGGUUUUGUACAUUGCCCCAUAAGAGAGCAUUGUCCUGCUUAUCCGAAUUGCAUGGAUGCUCUUAUAGAAAGAAUACUUGGAACAAAAGCCCAUAGGCCAUCAUCUUGGAAUCACAGCAGCCAGUGGCAAUUAACAUCCGACAACAAUCAGUUGAAUUUAGUUAUACUCGGGAGUAACGGACUCGGCGAGGAAUUCGCUCGCGAGAUAAGAGCCCAGACGGAGGACGACGAGGUGGAAAUUGAUUGUCAGUUGUAUACGCUUGGAUACCGAAUAAUCGAUGGUGAUGUUGGGCUGCCGCACAAUUCGUUUACCACGUCUGACUUCAUGCCCCACGGAUCAUUCUGCAUUUAUGCAAACGAAGACUCGUUCGAAUACAUUCGUUCUUCUCUAGAGAAAACAUUACUGUCGAAUCUGGAGCAAGAAGACAGGUUGCCAUUCCAGGGAUUGCCAAUUGUCAUUAUGUUCGUGCCAGAAUCCACUAUAGAUGAAAUGGAGGCGAUAAGGCUCAGGCAGGAGGGUCAGAAUCUUGCUGAUAGUUUACAGUGCCCAUUCAUCGACGUCUGCAUUGAAGAUUUGGAGCAGGACAAAAGGUUUCCUACUGCACUCGUGAAAGACGCGCUGCAGCAACUCAUACAAUCUAUAAACCACAGAGCUGGAUUUCUAAAUAUCUACCAAAGUGUCAUUGAAUGCCUAGAGCCUGACAUUAGGAUAAUAAUGUGUACGUUUUGCGGAGAUCCUUAUUCCGUGGAAAACGUUCUCGGCCCACUGCUUAAUCAUCAAUGUUGCUUCUUGAGUGGCGAUCGCUCGAUCGUUUUAGAAACAUUUUUGGGAGAGUCGAAACGAAGAGUCGAAGUUAUAAUCUCCAGUUUUCAUGGGGCGAACGCGUUUAGGGAUGAAUUGGUCCAUGGUUUCAUAUUGGUAUACUCGACGAAGAGGAAAGCGUCGCUCGCGACUCUUAACGCAUUUUCUAUGAAUAUACCAAACCUACCCAUACAGAUCAUGGCUGUGACCGAUACUGGAGGUGCUAACGCAUUUUUCAGUAACGACUUGUGUCACUUGCUAAUCACGGAAGGAAACGCGACCGCAGAUAGGUUACAAGCACACUUUAUGACCUCGGCAUCCAGUUGCCAACAAAAAACGGCCUUUUACACACCGUUCUUCAAGGAAGUGUGGGAGAAGAAGCCAGAGAUCGAGCAAGCGUUCAAUAUGGAAGAGCCAGGUAAUUUGAAUGACAGUGGCGAAGGGACAUUAGAGUACUCUGCUCUGCAUCCUAUGCCUCCGCCGAGACACGAGAGUUACCAUCUUCAGACACCGGAUGACGGUAUGUCUGUAACUUUUAGAAGCGGCUCUGAAUCGUACGAGCAAUUAACGCCUGACGGUGAACAGUUCGCAGACAAUAGAGCCACGUCUAGCGACGACAGUGAUAUCUACAUUCAGGUAGAUUUCUGCAGAGAAGAGAGAGAAAGAGAAUUGUUGAAGUCCAGUGAUAUCGCCAACAAAUUGUCUGGUUGGGUGAAGCACACGUUUAUUCAUCAGGAUGGAGUAACUAACAAUUAUCCUCACAGAGCAUUUACUACUGGCAGACGAUACGUUUCACAACUGAAACCACGGCCAAAGGGGAACAGUCAGACGUUGAAGCAGCCUGGAAAAAUCAAUCUAAAAGACUUCUCACAUGUGACUGAUGCAAUAGCUAGAAUGACGAUAGGAGAGAAAGACGAGCACGGACCUAAAAUGACAAUGGGACACGCUCCUCUCGCUACGCCUGAGUUGGUAGACCUAGGCUCUGACUACGCCCAAGUGAAGGACGUCGUACCAAGCCUAUAUCCGUCUUAUGAUGGUGAUUAUAUGUACGCCCUCGUACAAGACUCGAUUGGAAACAAUAAGCCUAAGUUGCGCAAUAGACGUGAGAAGGGUCAAUUUUCAUACCACGAUUCCGACUCAGAACGGAGUUCCCUAGAGAAUAAGAAGCCAGCGCCGAACAAGAGAAUACGCAGAAAACGCAUCGCCAUACCUGUCGCAGCACCAAAAGUUCCGUUUUUUUCUAAUAGCAAAGUUAGCAGAGACGGUAUUGUUAGCCUGAAUUAUAAUGUUAAGGAAGAUAAGAAUUGGCAAGUGGAUCCUACAGAAAGAGUAUCAAGCGACGCGCCAGACUCGUCGGAGUCCAGCGAUCCAGAACCGACUUCAAGAUCAAGGUCGAAACAAUACAAACACAUGCCUCCUAAUCUGCGAAAGAGAUCUGUGAAUUCGUUGUCGCAGCAUCAACCCACAACGUCACAGCAUUCAUUCAACGUAAAGCAUAUGGCUCAGGACGUGUUUAGUACUUCCUCAAAGCAAAGAAGUGACAAUACUUUUGGAAGCAUACAAGAUGACGAGUCGAGCUUAGACGUGCCAUCCCCGCGAGAGACUAAUUCGCCAAGCUUUGGUAUCUCGAAUAAGAUCAAAGACGGUGACAAGUUGAACAGAAAAAAGGAUAAACAGAAGGCAAAAGAGGACGAGAAACUGGAGAAACGUCGCCAAAAGGAGGAGAAGCUGAAGAAGCACGCGGAGAAGGAGAAGGAAAGGGAAAAGAAGAAGCAGGAGAAGAUAAAGCAAACAAAAGGGCCAGGUGGCUCAUUAAGCGGAAGUCAAGCACAACAGCAGCCAUUGAUCGAAGACUUUGCCCAAAGCGAAACGAAUCGAAUACCUUUGUUCCUUGAGAAAUGUGUGCAAUUUAUUGAAGAUGAGGGUUUGGAUUCUGAAGGGAUUUACAGGGUUCCCGGAAAUAGAGCUCACGUUGAACUCCUUUUCCAGAAGUUCGAAGAAGAUGAAAACGUGGAUAUACAUUCACUGGACAUACCAGUGAACGCGGUUGCAACAGCUUUAAAGGACUUCUUCUCGAAGAGGCUGCCACCAUUGAUCGACAAAGAGCGAAUGAGCGAGCUCGAGGAUAUAUCGGGUGCUCGCGGAAUUAGCAAACCAAUGUCCGCCACAUGCAUGAACAUGGAAGAUCGAAGCUGCAGAUUAUUGGCGCUGCGUUUGAUGCUCAACAAGCUGAACCCGAUAAACUUUGAUGUACUGAAGUUCAUCUUCCAUCAUUUUGUAAAGGUGGCCGAGAACUGCAAGUUAAAUAGUAUGGACAGUAAAAAUUUAGCAAUCUGCUGGUGGCCUACGUUAUUACCUAUAGAGUUUAACGAUCUCGGCAGAUUCGAGGCGAUGAGGCCGUACUUGGAGGACGUGGUUCAAACGAUGAUCGAUCAGUAUCCUUUCCUCUUCUGCGGCGAAGAAGCUAUCGUAAUGGUGUAGUGAAAGACAACAUGAAAUCCGAGUCGUACGGCCGCAGAGUCUCGUACGAGAAAUCAGGAAGCAGUCGUCUGUCGUUACGUUGCUUCCGGUUGAAUCCAACUAAACGGUUACAAUCUUUUACGAUCACGAAAUAAUGAUCGGUCUUGCUAUAGUUUAUACUUAUUCUAUCGUAGUGCGUUCUGGCUACGACUAUAUAGAAUAAUUCUCGUGACGCAAAGGGAGGAGGAGGAGAGGAGGGGGAGGAAGAGGGGGAAAAAAUGAAGCGAAGACCGAACAAAUUAAUUUAAGUUUCGACAUACUCGUUCCAUGGCGAAGCGUGACUGGCGGGAUGAUAGAUUACGAUGGUCCUAAAAAUUACGGCCGACUUGCAGGCCCGAUAAUAACGCGAAAAUAAUAUGAAGUCAAUCCAUGUGUCAUAAACAGUAUGCAUGUAUCAUGUUGGAUGUAUUCAGAGCGAUGUAUUUAUUAACAUGUAUUUAGAUAUUUAAGAACAACUCGAUAUUUGAUAAUAGCGAAUAAUCGUAGUGGGCUCGAUGUUGCUUUUUUUUUUUUUAUCAACAAUCUUUUUCUCGUUUUGUUUUCCGUUCUUACCAAUUUUAUUAGAUAAGGAAGAAACCGAUCUGCCCGUAUGCGUGCCUAUAUAAUACGUGUGUGUGUGUAUGUGUGUGUGUACGCGCGCGCGAGAGAGAGAGAAUGAGAGUAAGAGAGACGAGAGAGUGAGAGAGGGAGCGAGAUAAGAGAGACGAAAGAUAGGGAGAGAGAAAGAGACAUGGCACAAUCCUGUAAACAGAAUACUCGUAUUCUAAAAGAAAAAGAAGAACGCGUUAACGACACUAUCACGAAACAUACACAGCGCGAGAUGUUACGUAUAAAGUUUUCCUGAUCGAAGCGCAUUUUAUAUAGCAACGAUAUCAAAACGAUGUUCGAAGUGUUUCUACGAAUUUCACCUAUUCAGAUCUACACCGUUGUUUCGCAAAAUAUUCUUUUCUUGUUCCGUUUUAACAUCUUUUUUUCGUCCGAACGCUUUGCCUACCGGAAACCUACGAAUAAGAUUCUCAGUUGAAUCGAAACGAAGCCUCAAAUCUUUCAUCUUCUUGCUAAUUCUGAAAAAUUCAUUAAAAAAAAUCCUCGAUUAAUACAUCGAUUAUUCAUUUCGAUCGAAUUGAUAUUUCCGGUAUCAGAAUCGCAGCGAGAUAAUCAAAAUCUAAAUCUUCGGAUAGUUGCGUGAAUGCAUAUUAAAUAAAUACUGGUAUGUAACUUGUUGCUUUAAAAGUUCAUUAUCUGUGAAUUAUAGGUUCCCGAAGGUUAUCAAAUAAUCGUCCGGUAGGCGAACCUGUUAAAAAAGAAUCAUUGUUGGCGACAUUUUGUUGACAAAAUCUCGUCUCGAUGCGAAUCUCUUUCUCGAACCAGUAUUUCACAAAUACUCAGUUUGACUUGACACGGCUGUAUAAGCUCGUCGGUGAUACAUAAUCCAUAAAAUAUAUCCAUUCCGUCUAAACGAUGAAAAAAAAAAGAAGAGGAAAAAAACCGAAAAAAAGCAUAAGUAGGAAGGGGGAGGGGGGAUGAUGUGAACGAGCAAAACCGUUAUACAUGUAAUCGAAACUUUUUUUUCUAAAGUCGUGCUACGAUGUUUUCGGAGGAGCGUAUAUCGUGAAGAGGGGAUUGUAAGGAUAUCGAUACGGUUCUAAUUCUUAAGAUAAAAACCACGAGGGGUCUAACCGGGCUUAUUAACGAGUUACGGGGCCCCGUUAAACGCUAAGAACAAUACUUAGACAUUUUUUCAGGUUUCAUAAUGCGAACGUGUACAUAAGAUUAUAAGAUUGUAAGCUACGAGAAGUUUAUAACGAAGAUCGACUAACGAUACUUUCGAGAUUAUUCAAUGAUCGUCGUGACAAUUUGAAGGAACCGUUUUCUUUUCUUUGUUCUACGACGGAAAAUACGGGGCGAGCCACCCUCGACGACGCGAAUUCGUAUUAUUCGUAAAUUAGUGAUCGUAUUAACAAAUGUUUCGAACAAAAGUUGUACGGUACCAGUUGCUAAAAUUCAUCGCGUGUCUCUCGAUACAAAUGAAGCAUGGUAAAAAAUCAAAGAAUCAUUUGGUAUUGUCUGAUGAUUGAAAUAUCUGUUCGCACGAUCUGCGAUGAACGAGCGAGAACUCGGUGUCGUCAGAUUGGGUGGCUCAGCCUGCAAACAUGUUUCUUGGCGAAAGAGGCGACUAAUAGACGAAGAUCCAAGCUUUCUCCUCGUUUCUAAUUGGAAGCAACAUAUAUUGUUCGUGUACCGUUUCGUUAGUAUUUAUUCCAGCGGCGUUCGCAAAGCCCGCGCAAUUACAUUUAUUUAUCGUCCGACUGUAAAAUGUUACAGUUCCCCCGUAUAGGUCGUAUAGGACGAUUCGUCGAACGUUUCCGCCAUGUUUCUCUCGUACCUGCUGCGUUACUCUUAAUUGCAAUGUGUCCGAUAAAGAGCCGUAAUUUAACUCUGUAAAUUAAUAACGAUGUAAUUUCCAUGCGUUUCCGAGGCGGGAAUGGUUCUGACGGUUCGCAAAUAAUCUCGCACAAGUUCGAGGACGCGAGUGCUCCUGCCGGAAACCGAUUCUCGGUUCGAAGAUGUCGACACGCCCGAUGGAACGGCGAACGAUUCCGAUUCGAAUCGAAACGGAACGACCGAGCCGUCAGAACCGUGAUGUAAUUAUUUGCUUUAAUAACGUAUGUAACAUAGUAAAUCGAAAAGAAACGAAAACGAUUAUGUCCGUGACGCUACGACGCGACAGGAGCGAUCAUUGUCGAAUGAGGCCAUUGUUUCUCAAUCACAGCAUACUAUUGAUUCGUCGUUAACCCUUGGACGGUCGGAUACCGGACGAUACCGAGUAAUUCUUCCUAAAUGUAAAGUGCACAUUCGCGUCGGAUGUCGAGAUACACCAACGUUGCGUAGUUAUGCCAUCGAUUUCUAGUUCGAUAUUCACCGAUCGCGUCGAGGAGCUACAAUUCGGAGGAAGAACAACGCUGGAUCGAAGCGGCCGAAACGAUCGCGACGAUCACGAGAAUCGUUCGUUGUAGACCGUCCAACGGGUCAACCGUGUCAGAUCUCUUCGUCUAUUAACGCGGAAUGUGGUCCGACACACACUGUGACUAGAUUUGUGAACCGAGCAAUUGUAAACUGUUCCCGUCAAAAGAGUUUCGAAACAUUGUAAGAUCCGAUUUUCUUUUCGCGCUUCUGCUAAUUUCUAGUGCGUCGAUAGCUUCUAUACGAACGGCUGAAAAACAGAAAAGUUACGACGAGACUCCGAGCGUCCCCGGGCUCGGAGGACGAACGCAAAAAGAAAAGAUAAGAAAGAAAAGGACGAACUUCUCCGCGAAAACCGCCUUCGCGCAGUUUCGAUUGCCGAUUCGCGAUUUAGGGGGACAGGACGCGUCGAGCAUUUCCGGCGAAAUCUGGUCACACGAUCCGACUCGAGAUCAAUUCGGGACAACGACGGUUCACGUCGGUGUGCCAUAAACGUACUUAGUGAUGUCGUGGAUCGUUUUACGAGUGGGCGCACCGUGAUCAAGAUCGGGAUCGAGGAUCGUCGUGAACGAAAAUAUAAAUGCCGGACGCGACACGGGGCUGUAGUCGGGACCGUCGACUAUGGUCGAUGCCACUCUGGCCAAGUUAGUUGUGUUUGUUUGUUUUGUUUCCUCUUUCUUUUUUGUUGAUUCGAAGAUAGAGCGAGAAACAUUCCCGCGAGUAAUGCCGACGUUACUUCCGGUCUCUGUCGAGGCCGUGUUCGACGAGAUCGGCGGCCACCAUUCGGCCCCGGAAACGGACGAACGCCGGCGGCCGGGACGAGGUCUUGCUCUUUCGGCCUCCGUCGGGAGGUCGUCCACCGUCGACGAACCCGUCCUCGACGAUCUUUUGCACUGUCGUAUUUAUAACGCAACAACGGGAUCGUUGUAAUGGUAUUUCGAUGAUUUAGAGAAAGAAUGAGACGCAAGACGGCCGUGUAAGGAAGGUGGAGGCGGACGGAGAGACGAGAAAGUCGGUGGUCGAGGAAGGAUGAACGAGACGGAAAAGCCGAAGAUGGAGGAACGGUGUCGCGACGACACUCGCGGCGAGCAGCGGAUCGUACAUUCCCGUAUUAGUCGUAAAGAAAAGAAUGAAAAAACAAAAACAGAAUUUUAUACAUUCGUACGUACAUAAUUGUAUAAUGUUAUUAAAAUAGGAAACACAAAGACGUCGAUGUUACGUGUGAGAUCUGGGAUACGGAUCGAAAAAAAAUGCUGUCUGAAUAAUAAUGACAUGAUUUCUGUCAUUGUCGCUGAAUCGAAA